UUGGCCCGGAGGCCAUCAGGUUGCUUAACCAGCCCUGCUGUGCAGAGUCCCACAAAGUCCUUCCCAUCAGAUACAAAACCAAAUGGACAGGUAGUUUUUGGAUUCCGUAACUUGUAGAGGCUUUUGAGUAGCCAAGUUGAAAGAUGAGACCGUGUCAAGUUGAAUUUAUCAGAGGAAGUCUGACAAAACAGGAGGCCCAGAAGGAGCCAGGCUGUGGAGGCUACCACAGCAGCCGUAGAGACUGCAUGCAGCUUGAAGAAAUGACACGGUGACAGGCAUGAUAGCUGGAGACCCCAGGAGCCAUCGGGACCAUUUUUUGACCGUGGGGCAGAUCAAGAAUGACCCAGAAGAACUCGAAGCUUUGUUCCAGGGCCAAUGUGUAUACCCAAGUGCCUGACGGAGGAUGGGGCUGGGUGGUAGCUGCUUCCUUUUUCUUCAUUGAAGUCUUUACCUAUGGCGUCAUUAAGUCGUUUGGUGUCUUCUUCAAUGACUUGAUGGACAGUUUUGACGAAUCUAACAGCAAGAUCUCAUGGAUAAUAUCGAUAUGCGUAUUCAUAAUGACAUUCACAGCUCCCCUCUCCACAAUCCUGACCAACCGCUUCGGACAUCGGCUGGUAGUGAUGGGAGGGGGGCUCCUCAUCAGCGUGGGAAUGAUUGCUGCCUCCUUCUCCCAGAGGGUCUACCAGAUGUACAUCUCCAUAGGGAUCGUCUCUGGUUUGGGGUACUGCUUUAGUUUCCUCCCGACUGUGACCAUUCUGUCGCAGUACUUUGACAAAAGGCGUUCGAUGGUCACUGCGGUUGCUUCUACGGGAGAGUGCUUUGCGAUGUUUGCUUUCGCACCAGCUAUCACGGCCCUGAAGGAGCACAUCGGCUGGAGAUACAGCCUUCUCUUCGUGGGCCUGCUGCAGCUGAAUGUCAUGGUCUGUGGCGCCUUGCUAAGGCCGAUUAUCAUCAAAGGGCCAGGCUCACCGAAAGCGAUCCCUCUGGAGCCCCGCAGAGAAGUUCAGUACAUGCUUGAAAACGAGAAAACACGGACCUCAAUCGACUCCAUCGACUCAGGGGUCGAGCUGACUACCUCACCCAAAAAUGUGCCUAGUGAAGCUAAAAGAGAGCAGGAAGUCAGGGUGGAACAGCAGCAGACCCUGGUGGUCGGCCCCAAGCACAGCCAGAAGAGAGCUCCGUUGCUGGACUUCUCCAUCUUGAAAGACAGAAGCUUCAUCUGUUACACGCUGUUCGGCCUCUUCGCCACCCUGGGCUUCUUCGCGCCUUCCCUGUACAUCAUCCCUCUGGGUAUCAGUCUAGGCAUCCACCCUGACCGCGCUGCAUUCUUACUGUCCACGAUGGCCAUUGCGGAAGUGUUCGGGAGGAUCGGGAUGGGGCUUGUCCUCAACAGAGAGCCCAUUCGCAAGAUCUACAUCGAGCUCAUAUGCGUCAUUUUACUGACGGUGUCUCUGUUCGCCUUCACCUUUGCCACCGAGUUCUGGGGCCUCAUGCUGUGUAGUGUGUUCUUUGGCAGUAUGGUUGGGACCAUAGGAGGGACCCACAUCCCCUUGUUGGCUGAGGAUGAUGUCGUUGGGAUCGAGAAGAUGUCAUCUGCCGCAGGAGUCUAUGUCUUCAUUCAGAGCAUUUCAGGGCUUGCGGGACCGCCCCUGGCAGGCCUGCUGGUUGACCAGAGCAAGAUCUACAGCAGGGCCUUCUACUCCUGUGCAGCCGGCAUGGCACUGGCUGCGGUGUGCCUCGCCCUGGUAAGGCCCUGUAAAAAGGGCCUGUGCCAGAAUCCUCACUCAGGUGAAAACCAGACAGACGGGCAUCGCGGGAAGGCGUUACAGGACAUACCGGAAGACUUUCUGGAAAUGGAUCUUGGGAAAUGUGAGCCCAGGGCUCAUAUGAAAAUGGAUCCCGUGUGACGCGUUUUUUUUCAGGUGGUAGCUUCUAUGUCGCCUGGGUAACGGAGCCCCUGGGGAUACUGGGAGGGGCAGGCGCCAACCACUAGACCACACCUUCGAAUCUGCAUGAAGGGAAUGCCUGUGGGACAGCAGAACCGGCAGCUGUCCCCUCCCCUCAGUCCCUUUUGCUUGUUCUUUAAGCCAAAACCAAAACAACCAAACACUCUCCAUACAGGCAUCCAGUCCUAUUCGGUAGCAAUACAGAGAUGAGCAGGAAAAGACCUGGUGGACAUGCCAACAAGAAAGCAGUACCACGAACUGACAAAGGACUGCUGCUGUUAACAGCACUCACCCCUGUGACAAACUACCAUUUCAUAAAGUGACAUCCAGCCCAAGUCACAGGGGUGAAUCAGCCAUUCUAAAAAGACCAAAAAAAAAGAAAAAAAAAAAAAAAAGGAAAAAAAAAACAAACAAAAAACCACACACACACAUACAAUCUUGAACCAUUAAAGAUGUUGCUAAUCUUCAGAAAUAAGAGGUGAAUCGUUUUUAAACGAUUUGAAAAAGAUAAGUAAUCUUAGUAAGUUUACAUUGACGGAUUGUGGCCUCUGAGUUUUCUAAACACCGCAUGCAAAGAAAGCAGUGCUUUUAAGGCCGAGCAUUUGAUUAAUAUGCAAAAAAAACAAAUUAAGCACGUAUGACAACUUGAACUUCAUAAACAGGAUCACUGCCGUUCUUCACGGCCAAUCGUUAUCACCACAAGAGUUUCAGUAGACAUGUGGGAUUGUCUUCGUAUUUCCUACUUCGUAUUUCAUAAUACAAGAAAUAAAUGACUGUUGUGUCUCUAAUUUAAACCACUAUUUAUUUUUAAGUUAUUCUAGGACGAUUAAAGCAAUCAAAUGAAAGGGCCGGCGAGAUGGCUCAGUAGGUAAAGGUGCUUGCUACCAAGUCCGAUGACCUGAGUUCAGUUCCUAGGAACCACACGGAAGGAAGAGAACCAACUUCCGGGAGUUGUCCUCUGACCUCCACACAUAUGCUAGGACACGCAGGCGGCCACACACACAUACACAGAAUAUUUAAAUGUAAAAAAGAAAAGCUAAUAAUCAAAAUAAAGAAAAGGCGAUCUGAGAUACACACAACAUAUUUUUACCUCUGUUCUGCAGCUCCGUAACUGCUUCGGAGAGCUUUCUCGGGUCUCGAUUUCCGCAGCCCAGGUUGUAACGAUUCUCCGGGGGUUGUUAAAGGCAACGUUGUGCUAUUUGGAGGGGGGACAACAGGAGGCAAAUGGCCUCUGCUUCUGCAUUGUCCGCUAAGAAUACUUGAGGCUCUUCUUCGGUCAGAAUUCUACUUCAUUGAAUUGUUAGAACAUUUCCAGUGGCUUGUCUGCUGUCGUUGUCAUCGUUGUUGUUAAUUGUUGUUCGAUCUGUAACUGCGGAAGCAUUUCUUCAUUGCGCCUGAAAUGGGAGACACUCAGACGUUACAAGUUGCAGUUUACAUCUUCUGUAGAACUUGGUCGCCCUAAGUUGCCAUGGGUACCUGGUCACUGCUGUCAGUGAGUUAAACUACAUGUGUCUAUAAUGUUCUGCACUCUAGCAGUUCUCUGUAAAGGGGGUAGGGUGAGGAUGAGGGGGGCUGCUUCCUCACCUGUUUGACAGCGUCUCCCCGACAGGGUGGUCGACGCUCGCUUCUUGACCUUUCCUCAUCUUUCCUGUUAAGGACAACUCAGGGGGAAACGUAGAACAAGCCUAGUCCGGUUACAGGUACACACAAGCUUGAAUCUCUUCUCUGCACUGAGACGGAAGUGGUGAGGUGCGUCACCACCCGCCACGUUUAAUACAGCAUCUUAUCAGCCAUAGAACUAGUAGGACAAUCUGUAAAACUUGGGGGAGGGCGAGUGACUGGAAGACAACGUGUCUGUCCGAAAGAGCAGACUCGAGUGAAAUGAGAUGGAUGUGGCAAGCUCUGUGGGGCUGCCCCCGAGAAAUAAAUGCUCUAGGCUCGAGGGUCGGUUUGCAGGUGUUAUCUGACUUUAGCACUUUACAAGCGAUUUUGUACUACGAAUGUUCGAGAUGGUUUAAUAUUUAUAACUGGUUUCUGAGGGGUCUGCUCUCGUCUACUGCAUGAGACAGGAAAACGUGUGUCCUUUUCAGUCUGUCAACAAUCAGGGGUGCCAAUGUUGGGAAGGGUGGGGAAAACAAAAACGAAAACCACCACAGGAUCGCUGAUCUGUAUGAGUGACGUUCUGGUACUUCUAGAUUUACAAUAAAUUUGUGGCUUUUUAUUUAA
Messenger RNA from Rattus norvegicus (Norway rat), 4172 nucleotides. It is a transcript of the gene Slc16a6, whose product is annotated as solute carrier family 16, member 6. NCBI's taxonomy places the organism in Eukaryota, Metazoa, Chordata, Mammalia, Rodentia, Muridae. The record is from RefSeq and is a predicted model, not a curated record. Gene Ontology annotation, biological process: taurine transmembrane transport; organic acid transport; transmembrane transport. Gene Ontology annotation, cellular component: basolateral plasma membrane; membrane. Gene Ontology annotation, molecular function: transmembrane transporter activity.